This is a messenger RNA of Symbiodinium necroappetens, 2163 nucleotides long. The record is from the annotation of a GenBank genome assembly. NCBI's taxonomy places the organism in Eukaryota, Dinophyceae, Suessiales, Symbiodiniaceae.
AUGAAGAAGCGGGAAGUGCAACACACUGUGCGCGCUCCCCCGAAGCCUAGAAGCGCACAAAGCGCACGUCCGAAGCUUCAGCACGGGGCCUCCAGCAAGCUCCUUACCGUGGGUCGGGAUAUUGGAUUGAUCCGCUCCUGCUACCGGAGGGCGCGGGCCUUCUAUGCAGAGCGGCGCGAUGACAUCCAUGACCACGACACCACACUGCAAAAAGCGGUUUGGUCCAUGGUCGUGGCCAUGCGCGAGGUCAUGAAGGAGAGACGCCGCAUUGCCGGCCUGCUGAUCGCGGGUGCCGCCACCGAGCAGUUGCAGCAGCGACUGAUGGAAGUGAUGGUCGAACGCGCCAUUGAGCAUUCUGAGAUGAUCGAAGCGCAGUCCAUGGCCGAGACGAUGUGCCAGGAGCUGGGGAAGCUGAGCACUGCGCGCUUCAUGUCCGGUUUCGCCUUCCUGCGGAGCAUCCUCUUCGAGCGUGACCUGGAAGAAGUGGAGCCCGGAAUGGUGCUCCAAACACUCCGGGAGAAGGUGAAGAGCUCGGAGAAGGACCGUCACCAGAGGCGGCAGAACGUCGUCGCGAACCUCUUCGGUAUCCUCUCCCUCAUUCAUGGUUCGGACUUGAAGGCACUUUGGGAAGAGUACCUCUUGACUGCCCCGGCUGUAGAGAGCGAGGAAGACGGAGAGCUGCUGGAUAAGCAUCACAAGGACAAGAUGUUCGCGAACUUUUGGUCAAAACCAGUCAGGAGGGACAGCAACAGUGUUGUGCAUCAUGAAGAUGUGCGCAGCGAUGUGGAAUCUCUGGAUGGCGCCCUUGACGUGAGGAGGACGAGCACAGCGAGAGAGAUGAUGAAGGACUACAAAUUCUUCGAUAGCGAAUCGGCUGGGAGCGCCAGCGAGUCGCAGUUCGAUCCUGAACCUCAGGAGCGACGGCCGCAAGCGCAUACGCAAGAGAAAGAGCUCGUCCUGAAGCAAGAAAUGCAAGAAGACCCCGAGAGUGUAAUGGAGAUGGUCGAGCACUUUGAGGGCCACGAGGAUCACGAGAGGCAGUUUUCAGCAAUCUGGGAGCCGCCCGCUACACGGCUGGCUCAGGAGCCCGAACUUGGGCUUGGGCCGCUUGGGGAAGACGAAGGCCACUCAGAAGGCUAUGCCAAGGUGCAAGAAGCCCAGGCGUCCUCACGAACUUUGAGGUUCCGCGAGAUGAACGCCUCCCUUCUGCAGGCCUCGAGCCCUCCACGGCCCGGCCGCCUCUCAAUCACCACUUUGCUCAAGCGGAGCAUGUUCACGUCCCUGUCGAGGUGCUUCCCGAGCUCACCGCGCCAGAAGGAGGAGAUGCCGGAGGCCCCGGUGGCAGCGAAGCCACCGUUGCCGAGGCCCCAGCUGCCACGGCCGGCCUUGCCCAUGCUACCCAGCACUCCUUCUGCUUCGGGCAGCGACCCUCCCAGCCCUCCGAGCGUGGUCUUGGGCGUCAGCCCAGACUUCAGCUGGCGUGAGCGCCAAGCCGGGAUGGAGGACAGCGCCAUCGAGAAGUUCGAAAGUUUCUCCACCGACGCGAGUGGCGACCGACGGCCCUUCGAAUCCAUUGCCCUACCCUUGAUGCAGUCAAAAGGGUCUCCCGCUGCCUCCCGCUCCGAGCCCGGACCAAUGUCCGAAGCCGCCGCCGAAGCCGGCCUAGCUGUUAGUUUGCUGCAGCAGUUCCAUGCCAGAACCAGGGAGGCUGCGGAGUCCCCCUCAAAUGCACGAGGAGAGGCACGUUUCCUCGUGACUCCGGAGUCCACAGAAGAGGACAGCUGGGAUUUCGGCCAGCUUUCAGAGAGCUUUGGCCCAAGACCGACGACCGAGAGAGACAGAGAGGCGCAAGCAGCCUCUCGCGAUGUCGCCAUCAGCGGCACGUGUAUCUCGCACCAAAAGCCCUCGCAACCCUCGGCACCUCGCCCACUUACCGCGGAUGGCAAGAAACAGCGAGUGCUCCUGCCUGUUGGCGCACUGGCGCGUAACAAGGCGCCUCCUACAGCUCCGCUUCCGGACAGCCCACUCUCCAGAAAGAUAGCAGAGAGACGCAUCAAGGCGGCGCAGACUUCAGCUCAACAAAAUGAUCCCACUCUGUCACCGAUCAUGGCAGAGACGCUCAAACAGACCCUUCGCAAAGCACUGGCACGGCAAGCCUUCUGA